Molecule: messenger RNA, 363 nt
Organism: Salvia hispanica
Lineage: Eukaryota; Viridiplantae; Streptophyta; Magnoliopsida; Lamiales; Lamiaceae
Source: RefSeq, a predicted model, not a curated record
AUGGCUCUCUCACUCUUGAUCGCAAUAAUCGUAUCGAUUUUGGCAUGGUCCCAUUUCCGCCGCCGCCGCCAGAACCUUCCCCCGGGGCCAUACCCGUUUCCUAUCAUCGGAAACAUCCUCCAGCUAGGGUGGAACCCCCACAAGUCCCUCGCCGACCUCUCCAAAACCUACAGCCCCCUGAUGUCUCUCAAGCUCGGUAGCAUCAACACCGUCGUCGUAUCAUCCCCGGAUUCCGCCAGACUGGUGCUGCAAGAGCACGACCAAGCCUUCUCCAGCCGCACCAUCCCCGCCGCGGCCGAAGCCCACGGCUUCGACAAGAUUCAAUCGGGCUCAUACCGGUGGGUGAGAGGUGGAGAAAACUAA